CUUAAUUUAAGUUAAAAUAUUGUGUUUGGUGCAGUACAAAAUUUCAACUCAGUCUAAUUCUAUAAGCAAAAUAAUUUUUUCAAAUCUUAAAAUCAUCAAGCUGGUUUGUGCGGGUUGGACGAGCCAGCAGCCAAUGGCACCCUACCUUGAACCCAAUUCAGGUUUUAUUAGCAAGCCCAACUCUAUGUCAUCCAAUCCAUCCCCAAACCAGUCCUAUUACGGUCGGGCCGGGCCGGGCCGGGUGGAUCAAACUCUCCUCCCCUUGAAUCCGUUUACACUCGGGUUGGGUUUUGUGAACAGAGGAGCAAACUCGUACCAAUUCCUCUCGCCGGGUAGAUCCAAAUGCUCCCCUCUGCAACUCUCUUUCUUCUUCAAAAAAACACCGCCGCCACCGCCACCGCCACCGCCACCGCCCUUCUCCUCAAAACCCUAACCACCACCACCACCACCACCACCAACCAUGGAACCCCCACCAACACAAGCAUCGGCAGCAGCCGAGGCGCAUCAAAAGACGACUACUUCGCAGCAAUCCACCACAUCUCCAACAUCGUCCGCCGCGACAUCUACAUGGAGCGAACCCUAAACAAGAUGCGAAUCUCCUCCUCCACCGUCACCUCCGAGCUCGUCUACCGCGUCCUCCGUAGCUGCUCCCACACCGGCGCCGAGUCCUUCCGCUUCUUCAACUGGGCUCGCUCUCACCACCCUUCCUACGACCCCACCACCCUCGAAUUCGAAGAGCUCCUCCGAACCCUAGCUCGCACUCGCCAUUGGGAAACCAUGUGGAAAGUCGCCGAACAAAUGAAAUCUCACAAUCUCCCUAUCUCCCCUGACCUCAUCUUCUUCAUCAUCGAACACUACGGCAAGCACGGCCUCGUCGAUCAAGCCGUCGAGCUUUUCAACAAAUCGAAAACCUUCAGUUGUCCCCAAAACACUCAGAUAUAUAACUCGCUUCUCUUCGCUCUCUGCGAGGUCAAGAAUUUCCAGGGCGCUUAUGCUUUGAUUCGGAGAAUGAUCCGCAAAGGAGUUGUACCGGACAAGAAAACCUACUCGAUCCUCGUCAAUGGGUGGUGCUCGGCGGGUAAGAUGAAGGAGGCGCAAGAAUUCUUGUCGGAGAUGAGUCGGAAGGGUUUCAAUCCACCAGUUCGCGGCCGCGAUCUUCUCGUCGAUGGAUUGUUAAACGCAGGUUAUCUCGAAGCAGCGAAAGAGAUGGUGAGGAAGAUGACCAAAGAGGGUUUCGUGCCUGACAUCGAAACCUUCAAUUCUCUAUCCGAAGCUCUGUGUAAAUCAGGGGAAAUCGAAUUCUGCAUUGAAAUUUACCAUACUGUGUGUAGAUUAGGGCUUUGUCCCAACACAGACACGUACAAAACCCUAAUAACCGCUGCUUCGAAAGCUGGUCGAGUCGAUGAAGCUCUUGCGAUUCUCCAUAGAUCAAUGGAAGAUGGGCAGAAGCCAUUUCCGAGCUUGUAUGCUCCGAUUCUGAAGGGACUUUGCAGGAGAGGACAAUUCGAUGAUGCGUUUAGCUUUUUCAGUGAUAUGAAAGUGAAAGGGCAUGAACCGAAUCGACCUGUGUAUACAAUGUUGAUCAAGAUGUGUAGUCGAGGAGGGAGAUUUGUAGAGGCAGCGAAUUAUCUGGUGGAGAUGACUGAGAUGAGUUUGUCGCCAUUGUCAAGAACUUUUGAUAUGGUUACUGAUGGGUUGAAGAAUUGUGGGAAGCAUGAAUUGGCUAAGAGGAUUGAGGAAUUGGAAGUCUCUCUCCGGGGUGUUUGAAUGUCACCUGGAAAUUUUUUUUUUAAAUUCCACCCAGUAACAUGUUACAUGAUUCAAAUUUUGAUAUGAUCGGAAUGGAGUUUGUCUAGGUCGUCAUAUUAAAAGGGGCAAUUUUGUUUUACCAAUGAGAAAUCUUCUAAUAGUAAAUGUAUUUUUUUUUUCUUCAAAUUAAUCAUUUAUAAAGUACAUUUUUAUGAGUA
This is a messenger RNA of Camellia sinensis, 1967 nucleotides long. RefSeq names its product Pentatricopeptide repeat (PPR) superfamily protein. NCBI's taxonomy places the organism in Eukaryota, Viridiplantae, Streptophyta, Magnoliopsida, Ericales, Theaceae. The record is from RefSeq and is a predicted model, not a curated record. Gene Ontology annotation, molecular function: protein binding.